Quercus robur (English oak) is the source of this 1412-nucleotide messenger RNA. RefSeq names its product zinc finger AN1 and C2H2 domain-containing stress-associated protein 11-like. Gene Ontology annotation, molecular function: zinc ion binding. The coding region runs from base 256 to 1131 and encodes 291 amino acids. Gene Ontology annotation, cellular component: cytoplasm. Lineage: Eukaryota; Viridiplantae; Streptophyta; Magnoliopsida; Fagales; Fagaceae. The transcript is spliced from 2 exons. The record is from RefSeq and is a predicted model, not a curated record.
CCAUUCCAAGUCCGGAAGCCGAAGGACUCUUUCUCUCUCUCUCUCUCUCUCUCUCUCUCUCUCUCUGUCUUUCUUUCGGUUCCGGGCCGAAAGCUUCUGGACACCAAAAUCCAGGGACAAAGUCCACUCUCCAUAUAUCUCUGUUUCUCUUCUCUAAUAAGGGUAUAGUUUACUUUUACUUACAAAAAAAAAAAAAAGGGGUAUAGAUAUAGAUAGGUGGAUUUGAAUAUUGACUGAAUUAUUUUGAGUUCGAGAAUGGGAACUCCGGAAUUCCCAGAUCUCGGUAAGCAUUGCUCCUUUGACGAUUGCAAACUCAUCGAUUUCUUGCCCUUCACAUGCGAUCGCUGCCGCCAGGUGUUCUGUUUGGAGCACCGAAGCUACAUCAAACACAGUUGUCCAAAUGCUGACAGACAAGAUGUCACUGUUGUCAUCUGCCCACUCUGUGCCAAAGGAGUUCGCCUAAUUCCUGAUGAAGACCCAAACAUUACUUGGGAGACACAUGUCAACACCGAGUGUGAUCCGUCAAAUUAUGAGAAAGUCACAAAGAAGAAAAAAUGCCCUGUCCCUGGUUGCAAGGAUAUCCUAACAUUCUCAAACACAAUCAAGUGCAGGGACUGCUUGGUAGACCAUUGUUUGAAGCACAGGUUUGGACCCGACCACAAAUGUCCUGGGCCGAAGAAAUCAGAAGCAGGUUUCCCAUUUAUGGGUCUUUUAAGUAGGAGUAGAAAAGAAGAGUCAAAACCCAAACGAGCUCCAACUUCAUCUUCCUCCGCGUGGGCUACAAGCAUUCUUAAUGCAGCUUCAACAGUUCGAGCCUCAGCUGAAGCAAGCAUGUCAAAAUUGAGCACUGAAAUUAGCCAAAAGUGGCAGAUCGCAAAGGAUGGGAUGGGGCAGAGCAGCAGCAGCAGUGGUGGGAUUGGACAAGAGGAGUGCCCACAGUGUGGUGCAAAGUUCUCCUCUGUUACAACUCUGGUGGAGCAUGUGGAGAAAGUCCAUGAAAGGAAUGGCAAUCGACCUGGGGUGAAGAAGGUGACAAUUGAUGUCUGCCCAAAGUGUAGUAGGGGAUUUCGUGAUCCAGUGUCUCUUGUGCAGCAUGUUGAGAGGGACCAUGGUGGUACUUCAAGAACUUAGGUAUGAUUGUCAAAACAGCAAAGUGUAGUGUACUUUUGGAGAAAGUGCAUAUACUUUUACGCAUUGCUUGGAUUUAAGACUCUGAAAAAUGCAAAUAUUUUCUGAGCAUUCAAUCAAUCAUUGGAAUUGUUAAAUCGUAAGUUUUAAUGCAAAAUGCUUUGUUCAUUGUGAAAUCAAUCGUUGACCAUGAAGUUGUAUUUCUAGUUAAUUGUUAUUGGCGGCCUAUUUUCUUGUGAAGAGGGUAUAGAAAUGAGCAGAGAUCACCAACCUAUUUGGAAUUA